Molecule: messenger RNA, 3056 nt
Organism: Eriocheir sinensis (Chinese mitten crab)
Lineage: Eukaryota; Metazoa; Arthropoda; Malacostraca; Decapoda; Varunidae
Product: mucin-2-like
Exons: 5
Coding region: 180-1784 (534 amino acids)
Cellular component (GO): membrane
Source: RefSeq, a predicted model, not a curated record
GCGACCCCAACCCCCCCCUGAGCUGUGACUUCGAGGGGGGGGACGCGUGUGGGUGGAGCAACGCGCCCUCCAACCACUUUGACUGGGAGCUCAUCUCGCCCCCCUCCCUCCGCCUCUUCGGGGGGGGCAGCGCUCCCCCCGCCGACCACACCCUGGGCUCCGAACUAGGUCACUUCAUCAUGGCAUCAGCGUCAGCAUCAGCCGCGGCGGGGGAGGGGGGGGAGGAGGAGGAGGAGGAGGGGCCACGCUCCCUCCUCUUCUCUCCAGUCUUUCCUCCGGCCCCAAAAAAUACCUCCUGUUUCUCAUUCUACUACCACGUGUAUGGGAGGGGCUCAGGCGAACUUCGAGUCUACUUGAAGCCGGAGGGAGCCAGCAUAGAGUUUGUGUCCCCAGUCUUUCAAACCAACAGCCAGAACCACGCUGCCUGGGUACACGGGAACCUGACCUUUACGGGAGUGACCCAGCCCUUCCAGAUCGUCUUCGAAUCCGAGCAGAAAGGACUUUUUUAUAGCGACGUCGCAAUUGAUGACGUAGCGAUUGCUUACGAUGAGAACUGCACCACUACUACUACUACUACUACUACUACUACUACUACUAUUACUACUGCUACUUAUUAUGUGGAUGAUUAUAACUCCACACUCAACUCAACUUUGGAUUAUGGCGAAGAGGAAGUGGAGGAGGAGGGCAAGGAAGAGGAAGAGGAGAAGGAGGGAGAGGAAGAGGAAGAGAAAGACUUGACCACCACAAAUACUACUUCUACUACUACUACUACUACUAUUCCUACUACUACUACUACUACUGCUUCUACUACAAAUUUCCCAGCUUCUACACUUAAUGAUUCUCCUACUACUAUUACUACUACUAAUGCUACUACUACUGAUAUGGCUACUACUACUACUACUACUACUACUUCUACUGCUACUACUAUUACUACAGGUUACCCUCCCUCCCCUCCUACACUCCCCCCCACCUCCCCUACUACCACUACUACUAUUACUACUACACCAACUACUACUACUACACCAGCUACUAUUACUACUACACCCCCUGAUACUACUACUACUAAUGCUGUGACUACUACUACUACUAACUUAUCUUCCUCUUCUUCUAUCUCUAUUUUCCCUCCACCUUCUACUACUACUACUACCAUUCCUACUACUACUACUACUAUUCCUACUGCUACUAAUCCUACUACUACUACUUCUACUACUACUAUUCUUCCUCCUCCUACUACUACUACUACUACUACUUCUACUAUUCCUCCUCCUCCUCCUCCUACUACUACUACUACUACCACUACUACCCCAUCCACCACUACUACUACUACUACUCCUACUACUACUACCACUACUACUUCUACUACUACAACAACCAAGCCCUCAACACCACCACCCACCACCACCACACCACCACACUGGAGUCCAUCGUACACACUAUCCCGGACCGCCACCACCACCACCCACACCAUCAACACCACCACCAACAACAACACCACCGUCCUAAACGUCCCUAACCCCAGUCCCACCACCUCCACGCUAACCGCAGUGGUGGUGGCGGUGACGGUGUGUGGUGGUGUGGCGGCGGCGGUGGUGCUGGCGGCAUGGCGGCUACACGUAAGAAGGAAAGAAGAGGAAGAGUCAUCAGACCUCCAUUACCUUGCUACCGACGAAGUACAGAUGGCCGACUCACUUGCGGUUAUUUACGGGGAUAGAACCAGCGCUCAGGACCUCCCUCAGGACCAGCCUCAGUGCCAGGGUCAGAACCGGCGUCCUACUGCUGUCUGAGGGUGGCCGGGGCGUCCUGUCAGCCUCCUGCAGGAUCGGGAGGUGGAAUUCCUACUCGAAGCUGACUAGGCCAUGCCCCGCCGCGGACAUGUAAACAGAUUAUCGUACUCGAAGCAGCAUAUUUACCAGCUUCUCACCCCUUAAAUAUCACUGGUAAACAAUAAUAAUUAACCAUUUCAACAAUAAAAACAUAAUAGGACAGUUUUUUGGGCACAGAAGACAGUUUUGGGGUUGGAAAUAGGGAAAUAUGAAAACUGAGUACGACAAUCUAACAACGCUGUAUGAUGAUGUAAACAAAUCCACCUUUUUAACGGCUCACUAACAGGUUCAUGUGAAUUUUAUGUUAUUUCUCUUAUUUCUGUAAUUUUUUUAUCGCUUACACUAGCAAUAUGUUAGUAAAGAUGAACCAAAUAUCUUCUUUUCUCUCCCAUUCUUCUCUCCUAGUCCACUUUUAUCCUCCAUAUUUCUCUCUUUCUCUCUUCUAAUGUUAUUUCUCGGUUAUGUUUUGCUGUAACUGCAGAGAAAUACAAUAAAAUGUGUGCUUGUAUGUUUUUAGAUAGAUAGAAAGGUUGAUAUCUAUUAUGAACCUAAGUUUUUGUACUUUUGUAAAUCAUAAUGUUAGAAUUACUAGUUAAAAACCCCAUAUUCUCAAUUAUUCCGGGGCUACCACGCUUACAUUUAAUACAAAGUCAUUCCUACGUUAUAUUUACCUAUCAAUACUCCACUUAUUAGGCCUUUAUGCUUGUAUAUAGAGAGGUUAUCUGAUUAAUUCACUUCUACAUUAGUUUACGUUAUAAAUAUCACGAUUUCUUAAUGGUGCACUUAACUAAACCUUCAAAUUCUUAUAUAUUGUGGGUUUAUUAUUUUUUUAACCUUAUAUUCACCUUAAAUAAAUACAAACUCAUUCAAAUGUUAUAUUUACUUAACAAUACUCCACUAAUUAGGCCUGUAUGCUUGUAUAUAGAGAGGUUAUCAUUUUAAUUCACUUCUACUUUAGUCUACGUUAAAAAUAUCACGAUUUCUUAAUGGUAUACAUAACUAAACCUUCAAAUUCUUAUAUAUAGCGGUUUUAUUAUUCUAUUAACCUUAUAUUCACCUUAAAUAAAUACAAAAAUCAUUCUUAUGUUAUAAUUACCUAACAAUACUCCACUAAUUAAGCCUGUAUGGUUGUAUAUAGAGAAUUUACUAGGUUAAUUCAAUUCUACUUUAGUCUACCUUACAAAUAUCACGCUUAUAUAAUGGUAAACUUAACUAAACCUUCAAAUUCUUAUA